Messenger RNA from Desarmillaria tabescens, 1253 nucleotides. RefSeq lists its product as uncharacterized. Lineage: Eukaryota; Fungi; Basidiomycota; Agaricomycetes; Agaricales; Physalacriaceae. The transcript has 6 exons. The record is from RefSeq and is a predicted model, not a curated record. The coding region runs from base 405 to 1139 and encodes 244 amino acids.
GCUUUCUCACGUGUUUAAACGUUGUCAUUCAUCCGAAUCAUUCAUGCACUGCAGCUCUCGACAUUACCUCAGUUGUCGUCUCCCUGGCGAACUGGAUGAAUACUGGAUGAUUACACCACUCAACACAUCAUUUGUUGCUUGAUCCGAGGUACUCAUAAUGAGAUGCUUUUUUUCCGCUGGUAAAUAUUACGCUCAUCAAGACAUGAUUGUUGUCUGGCACAGGAAGAGAUGAAGUGAUAUGCCUCGCCUAUAAAUGGAUUGGCAGGCCGACCUCGAUCUCCCUGUUCGUCUUCAACAGCUUUGAUGGAAAUUGCCGCCCUCAUAUUCAAUGCCUCUGACCGUUGAAGACCGCACAGAUAUAUCAUAAUCCAUUCCUCUUUUUUGCUCACGUUCCACAAGUUGGAAUGGUUGAUGCUCCUUUCCAUGCGAUAUCUACUCUUGCGCUGGCUUCCUUUUCCUUAGCCCUUCAGAUCCAAGUCGUGGACGAAAACCAUAUAUUACAGGGACAGAAUACCACAGUGUUCCUCAUACACACAGAGGGAGAUCCUACCGAUGUAUUCCUCAAGAAGCAUCGACUUGCCAACAAUAGCAACAAAUCCAACGACGUGGUCAAAGUGACCAACUUCACUUCCAACACAACAGUUAAUGUUAAUUUUAAUCACAGCAACCAGUAUGAGAUUUAUGCUUAUGGGAAUGGGACAAUAGACCCGUCUGGGAAAAAUGCAAUAGCGACAAGUGACGUGUUCGAAGUACAUAACCCUGACCAAGGCGCAUCGUCGCAUCAUUCACACCAUGGCUCUGAUAAAGGGCUAAUAGUCGGCGCAGUAUUAGGCUCUACGGCGCUUAUUAUCAUCAUUCUGCUUACCAUUUACCUGAUCUUCUUCCGCUCCCGUCGUCGUCAACGCUUCCAGGAUCGACUAGUGCGCCAUUCCGACACUCCAGCGAGCUCUUUCGUACAAUAUCUCUACGCAAAGUAUCCUCCAGGUCGAAAAUCAGGCAGCGCAAGUUAUAGAGACAGUCCUCCGCCUGUAUACGCCCGUUCAUCUCCAACAUCAGCUCGUAUAUCGUUAGCGCGUAGCAUGACGACGAAUUCCAUCCCUUUCUUCUUCGACGACUUUACAGCACAAACUUCUCACUGACCGGCAGAUGGAAAUACAAGAUCGUCUGCAUGGUUUGCAGGAGAAACUGUUGAAAUUAGAGGGAGCAAGUCGGGUGAUUCAGGGUGACAUCGAGGCGGCCGAGAAUGAAGCAGA